AUGGGAGGCGGUGCGCAGUUAGGCAUUAGAAAGGCCGAGCUUUCGCUAAUGACAUCCCGGCGCGCCUUAUGCUUAGUGCUGCCUCGGUUCCUCAAGGAAAAACUGAUCAUCGACCUUCAUCAUCUUUGGCGUCCCCCAUGGAUCGACACUUUGACAAUCCGUAAUACCAGCGAUCGCUGGGCCAAAGUCACCACACUAUGGGAGCCAGCGGUUGGACGGCGCCGUCGAGGGCCACCUAGGAAGCGGUGGCGAGAUGACCUUAACGCUCACCACGCUGGCUGGUUACAUGCGGCCCAGACUAGAGACUUGUGGAAGGAUUUGGGGGACGCCUUUGCCAAGCAGUGGGGCACAGUAGGCUAG
This is a messenger RNA of Trichoplusia ni (cabbage looper), 360 nucleotides long. RefSeq lists its product as uncharacterized. The transcript is spliced from 2 exons. The record is from RefSeq and is a predicted model, not a curated record. The coding region runs from base 1 to 360 and encodes 119 amino acids. NCBI's taxonomy places the organism in Eukaryota, Metazoa, Arthropoda, Insecta, Lepidoptera, Noctuidae.